Molecule: messenger RNA, 943 nt
Organism: Cicer arietinum (chickpea)
Lineage: Eukaryota; Viridiplantae; Streptophyta; Magnoliopsida; Fabales; Fabaceae
Product: dehydration-responsive element-binding protein 1E-like
Biological process (GO): regulation of DNA-templated transcription
Molecular function (GO): DNA-binding transcription factor activity; DNA binding
Source: RefSeq, a predicted model, not a curated record
UUCCUCAACUAAGUAACCAACUUAUAAUUUUUUAAAUGGAUGAUAUUUUCAUGUCAUCACUGAACUAUGCCACUCAACAACACUUAAAUAUAUCAUCAUCUUCUUCUUCUUCCGAAACAAGUUAUUCUACAAACCGUACAAGUAGUAAUGAAGAAGUUAUAUUAGCAUCAACACGACCAAAGAAACGAGCAGGGAGAAGAGUGUUCAAGGAGACAAGACAUCCUAUUUACAGAGGAGUAAGAGCAAGGGACAAUAACAAAUGGGUUUGUGAGAUGCGUGUUCCUAAUAAUAACAAAUCAAGGAUUUGGCUUGGAACAUAUCCAACACCUGAAAUGGCUGCACGUGCACAUGAUGUUGCUGCACUCACUCUUCGUGGGAAAUCAGCUUGUCUUAAUUUUGCUGACUCAGCAUGGCGGUUGAGGUUGCCGGAAACUACUGACGCGGUGGAGAUAAGAAGAGCGGCGAUGGAAGCUGCUCAGUUGUUUGUGGUUGAAGACAAACAAUGUGAACAACAGAGUGUUGGGGAAGAACAAGUUGUUCCGGUGGUGACGUCAGAAUAUGAUGAAGAAAUGAAUGAUUUGAUUUUGAGUAUUGCGAAUGAGCCAUUACGUUCUCCUCCUCCUUCUAUGACAGAUUAUUAUGGUGGUAACUGGCGUGAUGAUUAUAAUAUUGAUAUGUAUGACACUCAAGUUUCGUUGUGGAACUUCUCUACUUGACUCGCAUGCAUGCUACACCACUCUUCAGCUGAGUUUGAUACUGCGAGGUUUUGGAAUUUUUUAUUAAUUUACUCUUAGAUCAAGUAUUUGCAUUUAGAUUUGUUUUUUUUUUUUAGAAACAAAUUUGAUGUCAACAUUGUUCUUCAAUGGAUAGUAGUAAUUACUUAGAAAUUGUUGUAUUUUAGGAUUCAAUUGAAAUAAAAUAAAUAUAUAUGUCGUAAUUUUUU